CCAAAAAAUAUAUCUGUGCUCUUUCGCAUCCAUACCCGUCUGGAGAUCACCCUGCACAAUGGAGCACGGUUCUAACCACAACGACUUUGACUUGCCAGCCUUACCCCCCAACGACGAGUUCGAUCCGUUCCUUGGAGACGAUCCGUUUUCGGCGCUGCCUGUCUUCAACUAUUCCUCUCAAUCAGCGAUCGGCACUCAAAAUCCAGGUCCCAGCUCCCUCUCGAACGAUGCACUCGCGGUAGUCUCGCCUCCUGAUCUGUCAAUGCAACUCACAGUCCCUGAGACAUACUCAGGUUUUCAGACCAAUGUAUCGAACAAUACCUUAUGGCGUCCUCCGCCAAUAUCAACGGCAAAUGGAUCUCGAACGCCCCCGAGCUCAUUCCCGCCUCCAGUUCCCACGUAUUCUUGGCUGGAACUCACCGACGCAGCUCAAAUUCCUUCCAACCAACCCUUGACCCGUCUUCCACCUCAGAGCCAAUUUUUAGCCGUCAAUGAGCAGCCAAUGACAAUACCUUCGAAUGAAAACCCUCAAGGCUCUGAACUGACUAUAUGGGCAAGCUCACGGAGUGAAGCAAGUUCUCUCAACAAUACGGCCCGCGUUCCCAAUGCCACUUUUCAGUAUCCAGGCACCAGUGGUGAAGUAGGCCAUACGCUGGAACCAUUCAAGGCCAUCACUAAUUUGUCGGGGACCCGGAAGCGAACGUUCACACAGCUAGUAGAAGGGGGGUUCCACCUGUCCGGAUAUGCACUUGCUGGAGUACGGGAAACCAACAAAGAGAUGAAAUGGACUGAAGCUAGGAAGGAAAAAAACAAAAAAUCUUAAGGCUGCUGGUGGCGCAUGCGUAGGGUGUCGAUGGAGAAAGCUGAGU
Molecule: messenger RNA, 869 nt
Organism: Cladophialophora immunda
Lineage: Eukaryota; Fungi; Ascomycota; Eurotiomycetes; Chaetothyriales; Herpotrichiellaceae
Exons: 1
Coding region: 59-823 (254 amino acids)
Source: RefSeq, a predicted model, not a curated record